Messenger RNA from Knipowitschia caucasica, 633 nucleotides. NCBI's taxonomy places the organism in Eukaryota, Metazoa, Chordata, Actinopteri, Gobiiformes, Gobiidae. The record is from the annotation of a GenBank genome assembly.
AUGAACCCAUUGUUUAGAAAAGCUCAAGCUGUUUUAUCACAAUCACUCGUAUUGGACCCUGCAGCUUCAAUAUGUCGGGUCUCGCCACUGUUUCAACUCCCUGUUUGGGGUGUUUGGCAGCAGAGCAGGUCGUACAGGGGAAUGCCAACUCACGGAAUCGGGAGGUGGAAACAUCUCUUGCCCAGAGAAGCUCCUAAGAAGAAAAAGGACAAAGUGCAGAUGAAGCAGAUCGUCACGGCAACACCGACAUCCUUCGGGACGCUGAACCUGUGUGUGUCUGGAUACGACAUGACGGUGGUGGAACAUUUCUCUCAGUACAUCCACAACCUGUGCAACCGGCUUCACGUCGACGUCUCCGAGAGUUACGCGCUGCCGACAAAAACCACGGAGGUUUUCCUGAUGCAGGACCAGGGCACGAAGAUGCUCGUGGACGCGGUUUUAAAGACGCAUGAGCGAGUCGUGCAGGUGAGCAGUUUAAACGCUGUUGUGUGUCCAGUUUUUCUCGACGUUCUUCUUAAAAACCAGCCGGAGGGAGUUCAUCUCACCGUCAAAGAGCACACGGAGGCGGACUUCCAGGCACGGUUCAAAUCCCGCCCGGAGCUCGAGGGGCUGAUGGCUCAGAUGCGGCACUGA